This is a messenger RNA of Neltuma alba, 2070 nucleotides long. RefSeq names its product putative WEB family protein At1g65010, chloroplastic. NCBI's taxonomy places the organism in Eukaryota, Viridiplantae, Streptophyta, Magnoliopsida, Fabales, Fabaceae. The coding region runs from base 102 to 2006 and encodes 634 amino acids. The record is from RefSeq and is a predicted model, not a curated record. The transcript has a single exon.
AUUCAAGGUUUGAUGCGGCAUCAACUGCGAAAGCCCUGUCAGAGCCAAGGACAGGGUUAAAUUCUUCACUGAAGGGCUCUACGUUGAAUGAAGCGAGAAAAAUGGACGAAGAGGCUAAUUCAACGCAUGAUAAAGCAUCACCCACCAAAAAUUUUCCAGGCUCACAAGUAGAGUCGAAUUCUUCGCCGAAUGAUGAAAUAUCAGAAGAGGCGAGAAAAAUGGAUGAAGAGGCAAACCCAAGAGUUGAUAAAGCAUUACCCACCAACAAGCCUUCAGAUCAAACAGAGUCAAAUUCCUUAGCGAAGGAUGCCAUAUCCAAUAUGGAGGAACAAGAGAAUAUGAAGGAGAAUAAAACAGCAGAGUCAUUAAAACAGGAAGCCAAUAAAGAAUUUGAACUCCGGUUGGCGGAGAAACAGGCUUCAUUGGACCAAAUGAAGAAGGAGGUGGAUGAUGCUAGGGCGUUUGAGCAAGACGCAAUGUACUUACUUUCCGAGUGCAAGAGGCGGAUUCAUGAAUUGGAGGACGAACUGGACAAAAGCAGAGCAUCGGAAGCGAGUCUUUACGAGGCGUUGGUGAUGCAAACAAAGCAGCUUGAUCUAAAUAAGAUUCUUUUUGAGGAAGCGAAGUUAGAGAUUGCUUCCCUUAAAGAGAAAGUAGUGAAGUUUCAGGAAUCUGCAUCGUGCAACAAUGAAUCCCAACCUUCACUCUCCGUAAAAGAAACCGAAGCGGGUAAGGGAGUUGGAGCUGAAAGCGAAAGAUUGUUGAAAGAAGCUGAAGGAUGUAACAAACUCGAUCCCAUGGAGACUAAAACUCUGCUUCAGCAAAUGAGUGUCCUCAGAAAAGAAUUGGAGUCAGCAACUGAGGGAGAAAAGAGGGACAGUGUGGCCAAAAAUCUGCUUGAAGAAUUAAACUACCUCAAAAAUGAACUCAAGUUAGCCAUGAAGGCAGAAGAGAAUAGCAAGAAGGCCAUGGAUGAUUUGGCAUUUGCGCUGAAAGAAGUGGCCGCAGAGUCUCGCCAGACCAAAGAAAAAUUAGUAGACAACCAAGUGGAGCUACAACAUACCAAAGAGGAAGCAGAGCAUUUGAAAGCGCUGUUAAAUAGAACAGAGGAGAACUACAAACAGCUUCUAGGAGAAGCCAGAAAAGAAGCUGAAAGAAACAAUAACACGGCGGAGAGAUUGAGACUGGAAGCUGAAGAAUCUCUUUUGGCAUGGAACGAGAAAACAAAGGAGUUUGUGAAUUGUAUUAAAAGAGCUGAAGAGGAAAGAACAAGCGCAGUAGAAGAAUGCAGGAGACUGGAAGAGAUGCUUAAAGAAUCAGAGAACAAGAUUCGGGUUUCAAAGGAAGAAAAUCAGAAGCUACGGGACAUCCUUAAACAAGCGUUGAAUGAAGCCAAUGCUGCAAAGGAAGCUGCUGGGAUUGCUCAGGCUGAGAAUUCUCAACUGAAAGAUACGUUGGGAGCAAGAGACGAAGCAGUGAAGAUGCUUACCCAUGAGAAUGAGAUGCUUAAGAUUCACGAAGCUGCAGCGUUUGAGAACAUCAGAGAGUUGAAGAGGUUGCUUGCCGAGGCACCCAUAAGGGAGUUGAAAAAUAACGAGGAGAAGGAGAAAUCUUCAGCAAAGGAAACGAGUAAAGGGAAGGCGCAUAAAGAAGGCGACAAGGAGCACAAAGAAGUUAAGAGUUUGAGCAAAACGAUAAGUUUCAAUCUGAAGGAAAUAAUCGCACCCCAUAAACAACCACACAAGGAAGGGAACGAGGAGCCCGCGAAAGAAACUGUUGAUGAUGAUCUUAAAGGUUCAAUAUUCGAUGAAAUAGAUGGAGAUAUAGUAAUUCCAGAUGAUAUAGAUGAGUCACAGCUUGAUGAUCCGGAAAAUAACUCCAGAAAAAGGAGAGCUUUGCUACGAAGAUUUGGAGAUCUUAUUAGGAGAAAAAGUACUCACACACACAAAAAGGAGCCUUCCAUUGCCAAUGACGAGCGCUUAAAUCUUACACCCCCCCAUCCAUAAUCAAUCCUCAAUUUGUUCACAUUUCUGUCAAUACUUGUAUGCUCAGAAACUUGAAUUUGGCACG